Messenger RNA from Asparagus officinalis (garden asparagus), 606 nucleotides. RefSeq names its product glutathione S-transferase T2-like. The record is from RefSeq and is a predicted model, not a curated record. The coding region runs from base 1 to 606 and encodes 201 amino acids. NCBI's taxonomy places the organism in Eukaryota, Viridiplantae, Streptophyta, Magnoliopsida, Asparagales, Asparagaceae. The transcript has a single exon.
AUGAGAACGCCAAAAGUGGAAAGGAGAGGAUUGUCUCGGUGCCAUAGUCAUUUCAAAGACAUCAACAGAAAGAUAUCCAGUUUCAUUGGCUGCUACAGUACUGCAUGUAGGGAGAAGCGUAGCGGUUGGUCCGAUGAAAACUACAUAUCCAAGGCAAGAGAGUUGUACUUUGAGAAAAUAGGUACGACGUUUAAUUUGGUGGAUGAGUGGAAGGUGGUUCGUAAUCAACCCAAAUAUAUGACAGGAGGAAAUGCAUCCGGUAGUAGUGGCUCUAAAAGAAAGAGUAGUGGUGAGGAUGUUGAAUCAUCAACUCCUACCCUUGUACGUCCAGAGGGUAGGGACGUGGCAAAGAAGAAAGCUAGAGGUUCCUCUAGUAAAACAUCUGUGUCAAGGAAAUCAAAGGGGGCAAUUGAGGAGGAGUUAUCUAAGCUAGUCAGUGCUCAUGAAAAAUUUGAAGAGAAAAGAUCAAGUACUGCUUCAGCUAUGAAUAACCUGGCUCAUUCCAAGAAUAUGGAGAUGUGGUUAUUCUUGAAAAACAAACCAGAUCGUGACGAUGAAGAUGAAGAAGCUUAUAAUAUGUUGAGGAAGAACCUGUUUGGAAAAUAA